Ochlerotatus camptorhynchus is the source of this 496-nucleotide messenger RNA. Its product is annotated as protein FAM98B-like. The record is from RefSeq and is a predicted model, not a curated record. NCBI's taxonomy places the organism in Eukaryota, Metazoa, Arthropoda, Insecta, Diptera, Culicidae. Bases 30 to 350 code for a protein of 106 amino acids. The transcript has 2 exons.
CAGUAACAAAUCGUUUACAAUCCUACAAAAUGAAAGCCUUCGUUGUUGCCUUCGGUGUCCUGUGCGCCUUGAUGGUGGUGGACUACUGCCAAGCGGUGGAUAACCAUGAUAAACUGGAUCGCCAUAUGGAGGAGCUGGAGGAUAUGUUGAAGAACAGCAUGCUGCCGGAGUAUGAGGAUUUCCCUCGGUUCCGUCGAUCGGCUGAGGAAAAUUCCAACCAGCAGCAGGGUGGUGGUGGUGGUGGUGGACCUGGCAAAGGAAAAGGACCAAAAGGAGGCCGUGGAGGACAAGGCGGACAAGGAGGACAAGGAGGGCAAGGACAGAGCCAGGACAGCCAAACUGGGCAAUGAUGUGGUGGCGAAUUGAGCAAUUCAUCAAAUGAGAGCUUUCAGUUUGCGUGUCCCACGAAUUUCUUAGCUCAAUUGGUAAUGCACGGUCAUAAAAAUAAUAUUUGGUAAUACAUUUGUUUGAAAUAAAUUCAUGCGAUUAGCUGCAU